AGCAAAAACGUUAAGAUGGUCAAAAUUUGUUCGUCUCUUUUUGUUUUGUUGGGCCUUGUGUGUCUGACAUGGGGAUGGGAACCGGGUACGCAGUACGUGUACAACUACGUCGGUCGCUCGAUGGCCGGUAUUCACAAACUGAAACAACAAAAUGCCGUAGUUGAAUUGAAAAGCAUUGUCACCGUUCAAAGCGUCGAUGAAUAUACCCUCGCCGUCCAGCUGACUUACAGUAGCGUUAGCCGCAACGGCUAUUUCUUGGGUAACCCAUUGGACAGAACGCAAGACAUUCAAGGGGAAGAGGACGAAAUCCCCGACUUGGAUAUUCUCUACGCUCCGUUCACCAUUUACCACAAACAGGGCUCGAUUUCCGGAAUUAAAACGGGAGCUGGUGAGCCUUUGUGGAUCGUCAACAUCAAGAAAAGCAUCGCCAGCCAGUUGCAACUGGACGUUACGGGUGUCCGUAAUGAAGGCGCUGCUUUCAACUACAAAGCGGCCACUAAGGAUGGCGAGAAAGCCGCGCUGACCGUUUUGGAGGAUUCUUUGACUGGAGAUUGCAGUACUUCCAUUGAAAUUAGCCGCUUGCCCUACGCUCAGGUCUUUGCUUCCGCUGGAUUCAAACUUGAAUCCUUCGAUGAUGUUUGCGGAAGCAAACCUGUUUAUCAAAUCCUUAAAACCAAAGACUUUAACAACUGCAAGACUAACCCAGCUUGGCACACGACUACCUCAAAUGUCUACAAUUGUGACUUGGACAAGGCAAACUGCGGCGAUUUCUUGAAGCGUACAUCAGUGACUAAAUAUGUGGCUUGCGGAGAAUCUUUGUCGAAGCUCACUAUCGUUUAUGCCGGUGGUUACAGUGACCUGAUGGCUCAACCAUUCGCCACUAAAACCGACGAGUUGGUCAACGCCGUUAUCACAAAAUGGACAUUGGAGAAAAAAGAAAGCAUCGGCUCACACUUGGCCGCUCCAGCUUAUCCCAAAGAGCACAAGAGCCUGAACUACGUCUUUGGUGAUUUCAACCAACUGAGCCAGGAUGGAGUUGCUGUUCAGCCUAAUUUGCAUAGUGCUUACGCCAAGAGCCCAGCACCCAUUGAGGCUCUGCAUGGCAGCGUCUUGGACAGCCUCCAGGUUGUUGCUAGCGAUUUGAAGGAGAACUCCGAUUCCGACCAGGACAAUCUCGAUCGUCUGGCUGUCAUUGGUCGUGUUUUGCCCAUGUUCUCUCUGGAUGAGUUGAGAUAUUUGUGGGAAGAUGUUAAGAAUCAAGAUGCUGUUAUUGUGAAUUUGUUUAUUGAUUGCGCUGUUCAAGCCGGAAGUAACCCGACUGUCAUGUUGAUUAAGGAGUUAAUUGAGACCGAACAGAUCACUGGAGAACAGGCAUCAUGGGCUGUGGCUGCUCUCGGCUAUCACGUCAAAACACCAACUCAGGAGCUCCUCAAAGAGCUUGUUAGUCUGUUGAAGUCUGGUCCAGUGCAAUCGUCCAAGACAUUGCUGCAAACUGCCCUGAUGACGGUGGCCGAUCUGUUGAAUUCCGCUUGCAGCUCUCGUUUCUCUGCCGCCAAGAAAUAUCCCGUUUCUGUCAUGGGAGAUUUCUGCGACAGCAAGAGCAAAAUCAUUACCAAUGAAUUUGUACCUUUCCUCGCCAAGGCACUGGAGUCUAGCACGGAAGUCUUUGAUCGCAUUGUCGUUCUGACCGCAAUGGGAUCCCUCGGCGUCGAGGAAAUUGUUCCCGUUCUUUUGCCCGUCAUCCGCGGUAACGGAAAAUACGAUGACACUGCCGAACGUAUCCGCGCCAUCCUUUCGCUCCAACGUGUCGUCUUCACUGCCCCGGAAAAGAUUCACCCGAUUUUGACCAGUUUGGCUGGUAAUGUCGGUGAGCGCCCUGAAGUCCGCAUGACUUCACUGGGUCUGCUAUUGAUGUCAAACGCUCCUCAGUCUGUGUGGCAGAAAUUCGCCGCCAGUUCUUGGUUUGAGCCUAGCCGCCAAGUUGGAUCAUUCAUCCACACUCUGAUUCAUUCUCUCAGCAAAGCGCCAUCUACUACCCCCUUGCUAGCGGAUCUUGUUAAAAAGGCCAACGUUGCCUGGCCCCUGGUCAAGAUUGUGCCGUUUGGACAGCCGUUCUCCUACGGCGAUAUUCGCUCAUCCCGUUUGGACGAAGGUAUCACCGUCAUGAUGCGCACCGUCAGUCUCCGUGAUCCCGACCAAUCUUUUUCCGCCUACUUUUCAAACUCGUACUAUUACGAGCUUGGUCCGUUGAGCAGAGAACCUCUGACGGUGACCCUGUGGAACUUCAACAUGCAUGACAUUUGGAUGAGCGUCAUGAGCAAAAUCUACGGCGCAGUGACUCCCAAGUAUGGCGUUAUGUGGGCCCAAGGAGAGAAAUUAGGCGAUAAGAAAGAAAGCACAUUAAAGGGAAUUUGGGAUGCUCUGUACGCCACUGCUCGCCCGGCCGAUAAAACUGCUGGACUCUUGCACAUCGACCUAUUGGGAGGUUCUGUUAACCGUUUCAUCAACUUCGCUAAUUUGGAACAGUCUAUUCCGAAGUUCAUGGCUGCCAACAUGAAUCAAACAAAAGAAAGCAAAAUUAGCGUCACCAAAUAUCGUUUGCUGGGCGAUUACAAUGCCCGCUUUGCCACCGAGCUGGGUCUGCCCAUGCGCUACUUGUUCAAUUUGGCCACGGUCCUUUCCAUGCAAGGCAGCAUUAAGAGUGACGGAAAGGGUGGCAUUGAUACUGACAUCAACUCUUUGUGGACCUGGAAGGUAUUGGGUGAAAUCCGCGUGGACAUUCCCUUCAGCGGUAGUUACAUCGCCACCGGAGUCGACGUUCUCAUUGAUUCCCAUAUGCCGAGGGGGGUGAAUUUCGCUUAUCCUGCCGAGAAAUGGAUCAUUAAUUUUGCCCCCCCUAGUAAGGUGACCGACCUUCUCUAUUACUGCGUCAAACCUUAUACCAUAAGUCGCAGUUUCAUCAAACCAACCCUCGAAGGUCAAGAUCUCUACAUCAUCAGCGUUACCGAUAAGCCAAUUAAUCGCGAUUUCAAUCUUGGAGGGCAAUUUAUGGGCAUCAACGUAAAACUUUAUGAGAAAAGCGAGGUAGCUAACUCUGACAAAGAGUCCUGGAAGCAGUGGCUCUCCAAGUGGGACAUCAACAGCUGGUCCAACCUUGGCAUGGUCCCGAACGAACUCAAUAGUCGCAAGUACAUGAUUCGUUACGAUCCCUACGGCACCACGGCUAAAAUGAUUUCAACUUCCAUGUUUUACCAAUAUGCGGCCAAAUCCAGCACCAAUAAUUUGAUUUACGAGACAGGGUCCAGCAAGGCGAGAUAUCCUAACGAGCCAGAGGUGAUUUCUUACAGUCCAAUCCGCGAUCAUUUCCGCCCAAUGGUCGUCAAUCUGUUCAAAGACAUUGAAAAUGGCAACGCUCGAGUAAUGGAAGCAACGGUCACGGCGGAACAUCAAGAUGGAACCCUUGAUCAUUUCUUCUCUAAAUUUGGCAUUUCCAUGAAUACCCGGUACACCAAGGAUUGCACCGAAUGGCAAACCGAGCACAGCACGACUAGUCCCAAAGGUUACUCGAAAAUUAACUCGAAAAUCUGCUACAAGGCCGUCCGUAAGUGGAAUAAUCCCCCUAUUUAUGGAUUCAGCAAAGACAUGCUGGAAAUGACCGAAGAGGACGACAUCGGAUUCGGACCUGAAUGUGAACACAAAGUCCGUUUCACAGCCAAACUCAGCCGUGACGAAUCUGCUGCCCAGGUCGCUCUCAACAGCGCUUCCGGAAAACAAUGUCUUAAGGAUAUGGCUUCCGGAUUGGAAGGCAGUCCCGCUUGCACCGCAGCUCGUAAAUUAGACCACAUUUACAACAACUACGAAUUGAAAUCCGCGACCGAAAACAUGUCCGAUUCCUGGCUGCAAUGGGCUCGUGGAUUCGUGUUUGGCUUGAAUUCGCUCCUUGAACCAUUCAUAGUUGAGCACAAACACGCCCAGACCAAUACUCCCGGACAGGCCAGCUGGAACAUCAAACGAGACCCGCUCACCGGAGACAGCGACAUGACAUGGGUUCGUCCUCAUGAAACGGUAGUGGCCAAAAAUGUUCGCUGGGACGCCUUGAAGGAAUGGAAGCGUUUUUCUCCGUUGACCUUCGCCUUCGCACAGGUCUACUACCCUUUGAAUGCCGGAAGCAAUUUUAUCCAAGACUCACUCGAAUUGUUCUCGGGGGGAGUCUCCGAGUCCAAGUGCUACGUUGGAUCCAGUUCCGUCGACACUUUCGAUGGCGCUUCUUACAAGUACGCCGUUGACGGCAAUGACCACGUCCUGUUGACCGACUGCAGCAGGAGAUCGCAGAUUGCCAUUCUCGCCCGUAAGGGUAACUAUGGCCAGAAAAUCAUCACCGUUCACUUGGGCAAGGAUACCAUUGAAAUGGAUCCCACCGCUUACGUUUCCGUCAACGGAGCCAAGACUGAUUUCACUAAAAUGGAAAAGGGAAGUUUCAUCGAGAUCCGCACCCCUGGUUCCAAGUCCAUCAAAAUGGUUGUCUUCCCCAUGCCCGAAGGAGGUUUGAUUUUCGACAUCCGAAGCAUCCAAUUCUGGAUGAAGAUCAAGGGAGAUUACGUUGAGCUUUCAGCCCCCAUUCACAUUCGCGGCAAAGCAUGUGGUUUGUGCGGUGAUUUUAACCAGGAGCUUACCGGCGAAUUCAAGACUGCCGAUCGUUGCGCUUUGACUUCCGGCGAACUUAUGGCUGCUAGCUUCAAGCUGAAAUCUGGAGAUAACUACUCAGAUAACUACGAGAAAAAGUCUUGCCUGUCUGCUGAUCAGCAAUUCAACACUUAUCUUCCUGAUUAUGACUUGAAGGCUACUGGAUAUUCCAUGAAAGGAAAAUGUGAAGACUAUGACAACCAAGAAUUUGGACGCAAAAAUUACUACCAUUUGUAAUAAUAGUAAUUGUAAGUGCGUUGUCUUAUCGAUUCGUUAUUAGAAGACACAGUAGACAAUUUGGUUUAAUUAGAGAACACUGAUAUUUCGGGUACACAAUAAACUAGAUUUGCUUUA
This is a messenger RNA of Daphnia pulicaria, 5037 nucleotides long. Its product is annotated as vitellogenin-like. The record is from RefSeq and is a predicted model, not a curated record. Gene Ontology annotation, molecular function: lipid carrier activity. The coding region runs from base 16 to 4920 and encodes 1634 amino acids. Gene Ontology annotation, biological process: lipid transport. The transcript is spliced from 14 exons. NCBI's taxonomy places the organism in Eukaryota, Metazoa, Arthropoda, Branchiopoda, Diplostraca, Daphniidae.